AAAGGACCAACUGCCACAGUGCAAGCUAAAGGAAAUUGACAGUUAGCUAGCUAGCUAGAUGCCUGUUAAAUUUGAGUAGUAGCUAAUGUUUGAGUGCGUAGCUACAUAGUUAGCUAGCUAAUCAAUUUUAUUUUAUAGCACCGAAUGAAAAUUUAUAUAAUCACAUAACUAGAUAUUAGGCACUAGGCUGCCAGUUCUGCCACGCGACAUUAGUUAGCUAGCUAGCUAGCUAACUAAUAGAGUUCCUGAAUAGAGCUAUUGGGUAAAUAGCUAGGUUAGUUUACACGGUAGUUUUCAGAUAAGUUAACAUUUGUCACAGAGUUCGUGACGUUCAUCGUUAUUGAAGCGAGUGAAGUUGACCAAAAGGUAAUUAGUCGGUUAAAGACAAUAAUGUUGGCGCUAGCUAGCUGGGUUAUUUAGCUAGCAAUUGUAUUCUUUGAGUUACACUCUUCUUUCACAACGCAGUUCAUUAGCUAGCCUAGCUAGCCCUAUGACCAACAGUCCCUCAAAGAUUAUCCAGUGUAGCGUAACGAGUCUUGAAAACAAUCGAUAAAGAUCCGAUGUUGACAUACUAUGGGAUUAUGGUGCUAUGUAAAGUUAGUAUUUUAUUGGUUUGUUAAACUUAAAUUAUGUAACCUAUGAUUUAAUAUUAAAGAUAGGUUAACUAGCUAGCCAGCUAGUCAGUUCCACUGUCUUCAACGUUAAUACGUGAACGUAUCAUCUGAAACCUAACUAAAAAGCAAGACUGAGCAUUUCUUGCCGACUUCGGCGGUUCCGCGAGAAGACGUCCGUGUGUGCGCACAUACCCUCCCUUCCCACUGCCUUGCUAUCAAAUGCACAGCUUCCUGAUGCUGACAGAAAGCAGAAAACGGCGUCAUCCCUGUGAUGCUGAGGAGAUGCAAAUUCUGCCUCAGAAUAAGAGGUUGGUAACUGACCCUUUCUUCCCUGAACUGGGGCGUGAUGUUUGGGACUCUGAGUCUUCCAGCAAUGACAGCAGUGUCUACAGCAGUCCAGAGAGGCUGGCAGGAGCGAGUUCCAUCAACCAGUCCACAAAUGAAAAGGGAAAGUGCAUCGGACAAGAUUUGUGUACCUCCAGUGGUUCUGGUCACUUAGUUGAAGAGCCAGCCUUCUUCAGUGAAAGUGAUACCUCUUACCAUCAUAUCAACCGCAUCCUUAGAGAGGCCCAUUUCAGCAGCCUUCAAACUCGAGGCCAGUCAGGACCUACAACAUGACUUCCACUGGUUCUCCCAACACCCAAUGCCAAGUAGGGGCAGUGCAUUGGGAGCCUUUCACAUGGGAAACCUCGGUAACUUUGUACCUCUAGCCCUAGCACAACAGGAGGCUCUCUCUUCACUAGAACUUUGGCUUGACUACUUUAGUGUCCACUCCUUUAGCACUUUUUCAUUUUCAUUAUAUGCAUGUGGUUUUGUUGUUCUUGUGUUCAUCCUGUUCUCCACUUGGGUGCUACAGUACAAGAAGAAACCUCAAAUGGCAUUUGUAAUGUUAUGUGCUUAUGCUGUUAUGUAACCUUAUCUGUUUUACUCAACCAGGCAGAUACACAUGGUGCUACAUGGUAAAUGAUUCAGAGAAAAGGUCAUGUUUUUGCUAAGUAAAGGAGAGUGGCACCAGGAUGUUUUUGUUGUGAAUGCACCUUAUGAUUGAGUGGAUCGAAACUAAUCGAAAAAGUACAAAAUGCAUAUUUUUUUACUCUCUUUGUACUAAAGACCUCUGAGGGCACAUAGUUGGUGUACCUAAGCACAGUUGGGUAUUCUUGCUGUUUUAUUAUUGUGUACUGCAGGAAUCCAAAAUUAUUCUGUUGUUUGCUAUAAUGCAUCCACACAAGAUCUGGAAUGAUUGUGUUGCCAUUGUUUCUACUGGUAAGUUGACUCAUUCAGGAAGCAUUUGCAGUUCAGUUGGAUCCUACAUUAAAACUCAGGCUUUGGGAUUUCCUCCAAGUGUGCUAUGAAGCCAAAUUGGAAACUAGGUGGAAAAGUGAUGGCUGUAAUCCAAACCUGUGUCAGAAAUGUGUAGUUUAUGCUUUAAAUUCCAGUUUGUUGGUUGCUUAGUAUAGUGACUGGUUUCACUUAGCAUUUAGGCACACA
This is a messenger RNA of Electrophorus electricus (electric eel), 2102 nucleotides long. RefSeq names its product protein VCF1. The record is from RefSeq and is a predicted model, not a curated record. Lineage: Eukaryota; Metazoa; Chordata; Actinopteri; Gymnotiformes; Gymnotidae.